CCCGAGUCCAUCGCUGCCGUGAUUACAAUUCUAGGCCCGGCUGACUCUCUCCCUCCCUACCCUUGGGGUUUAUACCUCCUCAUCAAUCAACAGGAACAGCACAUCUUGUACCUUUCAUCUCUCUGUGACAAAGCGAGAUGGAUUAUUCGUUCUAUUCAAACCAUCCCCAGCAACCUUAUCCUCUCUACGGCGUCCACGGGCUGCCCACCCCCGACCAAGGCAAUCCGGCCCCUCAAGCCGAGGCCAUACAGGGCGCUUUCGCUCCCUUGGGAGCGCAAAACUACCAGCCUUUCGAUCCGAACCUGCGCUUUCAGGAUCCUCACGCAGCCGCUGCCUUCGUUGCCCCGCCACACUCGCCUCCCGAGUCCCUCACCAAGCAGUCGGUUUCCAGCAAUGACUACUCCAAUCAGAACGUUGAUCGAGCCUCUUACGAUGGAGAUGACCAGCUCUUAGACCAAAGUCUUGGCCGGAGCAGCAGCGAGGAAAAAGAGAGUCUGACUCCGGCGCAAUCAAAGCGAAAGGCUCAGAACAGAGCUGCCCAGCGCGCAUUUCGUGAACGCAAGGAACGACAUGUGCGUGAACUGGAGGAGAAAGUUAGCAAUCUUGAAAAUGCAUCGAACACUCUUGUAGCGGACAAUGAGCGAUUGAAAAGAGAGUUGGCAAAGUUCACAACUGAAAAUGAAAUACUUCGGGCAACGUCGACUUCAAUGCGCCAGUCCGGCCAGCGCUCCACCGACGAGGAACCGACAACGACGGGGCCAUUGCAAUACUCGCCCACGGAUUUCAAGUCCGAUGCCGGUGGGGGUAAUGGCCCUGCCCAUCGCGUCACUAUAUGCGGAAAGACAGGCGAGAAACUCCUUGACGCGGGAGCCACCUGGGAUCUCAUCCAGAAGCACGAGCUCUUCAAGCGUGGCCUAGUGAAUAUUGGCGAUGUCUCGGGUCGGUUGCAAGGUACUGCUCAAUGCGAUGGGCAGGGGCCCGCCUUCCGGGAAAGCCAGGUCCUCCAGGCUAUUGAAGAAAGUGCAGCUGCUGGCAACGAUGACUUGUUGUGAAUUCGCCUGAUAGCAUGGAUUCUACGAUGCAAUGUCUUGCUUCUUGGUCGCUUUCUUAUUUUUUUUUUUUUUUUACUUUUCGGUGCAUGGGC
Aspergillus welwitschiae is the source of this 1144-nucleotide messenger RNA. It is a transcript of the gene rsmA, whose product is annotated as putative bZIP transcription factor (Fcr3). Gene Ontology annotation, molecular function: DNA-binding transcription activator activity, RNA polymerase II-specific; transcription cis-regulatory region binding. Bases 138 to 1052 code for a protein of 304 amino acids. The transcript is spliced from 3 exons. Gene Ontology annotation, cellular component: RNA polymerase II transcription regulator complex. The record is from RefSeq and is a predicted model, not a curated record. Lineage: Eukaryota; Fungi; Ascomycota; Eurotiomycetes; Eurotiales; Aspergillaceae.